Messenger RNA from Suncus etruscus (white-toothed pygmy shrew), 2590 nucleotides. RefSeq names its product ELMO domain containing 1 (gene ELMOD1). Lineage: Eukaryota; Metazoa; Chordata; Mammalia; Eulipotyphla; Soricidae. The record is from RefSeq and is a predicted model, not a curated record. Bases 270 to 1268 code for a protein of 332 amino acids. The transcript has 11 exons. Gene Ontology annotation, molecular function: GTPase activator activity.
GCUCAGUGGCGAAGCGGGGCGCUCCCCAAGAAACCUUUCGCGCUCCGGGAGCUGCGUCGCCGCCUCGCUCCGACCCAGAUUCGCUUCGCACCGCCCCCGACACCCGCCACCAGCCCGGCUGGGCCCCGCGAGGCGGGGAUGGACGCCCCGCAGCAGCGCGCAGAGACCCGCUGACCGCCCCGGGCCGCGCGCGCGAAGCCAGCUCACACUUACUCUGUCAAAAACAGAUUUGCGGACCAUUACUUAAGGCUUCUUGUUAUACAGUCUGAAUGAUCACCACAGGCACCAUGAAGCACUUCCUGAGAAUGUUGAUCCAGGUGUGCCUGUAUUUUUACUGUAAAUGUUUGUGGCGCUGCCUGAAGUUUGUGAUGAGGAAGCUGACAGGGAGAUGUGAGCUUCAACGAAUCUGCUUCAGUACCAAGCCUGGAGCUUCCAGAACCAUGAAAAUAGAAACAUCACUAAGGGAUUCAAAAAGUAAGCUGUUGCAGACAGCAGUGAGUGUGCACCCGGAUGCCAUUGAGAAAACUAUAGAAGACAUCAUGGAACUGAAAAAGAUCAACCCUGACAUAAACCCACAGUUGGGGAUCUCUCUUCAAGCCUGCCUUCUGCAAAUUGUUGGGUACAGAAACCUUAUUGCAGAUGUGGAAAAGCUCCGCAGAGAACCCUAUGAUUCGGAUAAUCCCCAGCAUGAAGAAAGACUUCUGAAGUUAUGGACGCUAUUAAAACCCAAUACGGCCCUGGAAUCUAGGGUUUCUAAGCAAUGGUGUGAAAUUGGUUUCCAAGGUGAUGAUCCAAAAACAGACUUUCGAGGAAUGGGACUUCUGGGACUGUACAAUUUGCAGUAUUUUGCAGAAAGAGACCCAGCAUCCGCCCAGCAGGUCCUCUCGGAUUCUCUUCAUCCCAAAUGCAGCAAAUUCAGCAAAGCAGAGUGGGAGAAGAAAAGGAUGGAUAAAGCUAUUGGAUAUUCAUUUGCUAUUGUGGGCAUCAACAUCACUGACCUGGCAUAUAAUCUCCUGGUGAGUGGAGCCCUGAAAACUCACUUCUACAACAUCGCUCCAGAAGCCCCGACACUCUCUCACUUCCAGCAAACUUUCUGCUAUUUGAUGCAUGAAUUUCAUAAGUUCUGGAUUGAAGAGGACCCCCUGGAUAUAAUGGAAUUUAAUCGUGUGCGGGAGAAAUUCCGCAAGAGAAUCAUAAAACAGCUGCAGAACCCUAACAUGGCGUUAUGCCCGCACUUUUCUGCCUCAGAGGGUUUACUCAACAUGUAAUCACUUGCUCUGCUUUCAGCAGGUCCCCAAACACUGCCUCAUUGUCGUGUUAGAUCUCCUAGGUCCCAGCCCUCGCUGAAUGCCCACAGUGAUUGUCUGCAUGCCUUUUCAUACAGUAUUUUCAUCUCCCGGUCAUGAUUACCAGAUGCCCCCUCUUUCCAGGGGUACCUGCCAUCCAAUAACUGCUCAUAUUGUGGCAUUGUGCAGUGUUACUUCUUCCCUUGAUACCCAGGUAGGGAGAGAGUUUUCUAUUUUUUUAGAUUGUUUUCUUCCCUCCUCAUACUUCAGCAUUAAAAAAAAUAAAACUGGGGCCGGAGUGAGUGAUAGUAAAGCAGGGAGGGCAUUUAUCUUGCACGCAGAGCCAUCCCGGGUUUGAUCCCCGGCAUUCCAUAUGGUUACCCAAGUCUGCCAGGAGUGAUUUCUGAGCACAUAGCUAGGAGGAAUCCCUAAGAGCCACCGGAUUUAGGGAGGAAAAAAAAGUUGCCUUUCUCGAGCUAUCUUUUGGCAGUGAGAAACUCCCCUUCCUCUUGUUCUGUGAAAACCUUUUUAUUUGUCGAGAUUAUCCAUGGCUGCUGCUGCUAGCUUUGCAAGCCAGGCUCAUGCUUGGCCCUCAUUCUAAUACAGUAGAAGACUUUCCAGAAAUGCAGACAGACACAUGAGAAGCCAAACCAUUCCUGCAAACCUCGCUGAGCUUUAGGAAAAUGCAAUGAGGCUGACAAGAAGCAAACAUAGGUAGCAGUGCUUUUGUAGCAAACACCACGGAAGUCACUUCUGACCUUUCUGUGGCUGCCCAUGCCUGCCCAUUAUCUACAGAACCCAUCCAUUCACUCCCACCCUUUCCCCGGGGCCUGGAUGCUGAAACAUGCUGCUACUGCUGUUGGAGCCUCCGGAAAGAAGUAAAUGUACAGCAAAGGCUCUUCAAGCCUCUUUCUGGCUCACGGGUCAGCAUGCAUGGUUCCUGUCCAGGUAGCUAGGAGUGCCUGCGAAUUUGCUGCUGACUUUCGAGGCCACAUUCAGAAAACAACCUGGAAGGAAAAUGUGCUGCAGGAGCUAUGACGAUCAACCGCAAUUCUUGACGAGACCAACCUUGUUCCACAACUGAGAAGAACCCAUUUUCAUAAACCAUGAUUUCGUUUGGAAUUAUGAUUGUUGUCUGUUGAAUAGUAUUUACCAUGGCAUUUCAUACCCAUGGUCUUUUAUACCUUAUGACUCUCAAUUUUAGGAUGAUUAGAUGUUUGUGUAAUCACUGGCAUAUUUCACUGAAUUUUGAGGACGGCCUAACUGUCAGUUAUAUGAAUAAAUUACCCGUCAUUCUACAGAAA